Zasmidium cellare ATCC 36951 is the source of this 621-nucleotide messenger RNA. RefSeq lists its product as uncharacterized. The record is from RefSeq and is a predicted model, not a curated record. NCBI's taxonomy places the organism in Eukaryota, Fungi, Ascomycota, Dothideomycetes, Mycosphaerellales, Mycosphaerellaceae. The transcript has 2 exons. Bases 1 to 621 code for a protein of 206 amino acids.
AUGAAGACCGCUUUCACCUCCGCUGCCCUUGCCAGCAUCAUCAGCCUCGCCUCCGCCCACGGCUACUUCCAAUCCCCCAUCGCCCGCCACCCCAGCGACGCCUACAAGUCCGCCUGCGGCGAACAAGCCUACAACAACCUCAACAGCGACAUCAACAACAACAUCCAGGGCCUCGAACAACUCACCGCGACCCAAUCCGACUUCAAAGCCGCCGAGUGCAACCUCUGGAUGUGCAAAGGCCUCAAGUACGCCGACAACACGGCCAACGUCCACGAGUACACGCCCGGCCAGGAGGUCGACAUGUACUUCCAGAUCGUCGCGCCGCAUUCUGGGUACGCGAAUGUCUCGGUCGUGGACACGGCGAGCAAUAGUGUCAUUUCGGCCAAUUUGACGCAUUGGGAUCAGUAUGCACUUACGAGCGAGCCGAUGAGGGCCGAGUGGCAGAAUUUUACGGUGAAGAUGCCGGAGGACUUGGGGAGCAAGUGUGCGGAGGGUGGGGCUUGUGUCAUUCAGAUGCACUGGGACGCUCCAGAGGCCAAGCAGACGUACCAGUCUUGCAUCGACUUCAAGAUGGCUGGCUCGGCCGCGAAGAGGAGUCACGCUCGUGAUAUGAAGGUGUAA